Colletotrichum scovillei is the source of this 2449-nucleotide messenger RNA. RefSeq names its product UBX domain-containing protein. Gene Ontology annotation, biological process: proteasome-mediated ubiquitin-dependent protein catabolic process. The record is from RefSeq and is a predicted model, not a curated record. Gene Ontology annotation, molecular function: ubiquitin binding. NCBI's taxonomy places the organism in Eukaryota, Fungi, Ascomycota, Sordariomycetes, Glomerellales, Glomerellaceae. The transcript is spliced from 2 exons. The coding region runs from base 460 to 2157 and encodes 565 amino acids. Gene Ontology annotation, cellular component: nucleus.
UAACACGCGCCGGGGCAAGCCCGCAACACCAUCCCGUCCUCAGAUCAGUGGCGGCGCAAACCAACCAAACCAGCCUUGCCUUUCCUUCCCCAACAAGAAGCUGAAUCUGAAGCUAUCGACUUUCUUUCAAGUUGUCUGUUUGGAAACCGCCUUGGACUUCAUCACUUGACGGGGCCAGACAAUUUAGACCCAAAGAACGCUCCCGACGGUGACCUGCAGCUACCCCUCCGCCCCGUGCCAGACUCCAGCACCUUCGGUUCAAGGUGGGGCAGAGGUGCCAUCCGUCUCCCACCUUCAGCGACCCUUCUUCAUUCACUCUUCUGACCGCCACCAGAAAAAAAAAGAUAUCUUUUGACUGAUUGCUGGCCGGUACCAUCUGCUGAAGGACAUCUCACGAAGCCACGCACGAAGCCAAACUCUUCUCAGCGACCUUAACACCGCUAAGCGCACACCUUCGCCAUGGACGAGGAUAUCUCCAACUUCGUCGCCAUUACGGCAGCCAGCCCGGAGGCCGCUCGCGGCUUCCUGGAGAUGACCAACAACAAUCUGGAGCAGGCCAUACAGCUCUUCUUCGAGAACCCCGACAUUCAGAGCAGUUUCAACCAGCCAGCCGCCACCUCUUCGACAGCGCCCCCAGUGCCCUCGAGCACCCGACCGAAUGUUGGACGGCAGGAUGAGCGUGGGGUCAUUCACAUAGAUAGUGAUGACGAUGGCGAUACUGCCAUGACGGUGGACGAUAUGGACGAUAACUUUGGACACGACGACUCCGAGAUUGCGGCAAACGAACAGGUGGCGGCCAUUGCCCGAAGUGCCCAAGAGGAAGAGGAUGCCGCCAUGGCCAAGAGAUUACAAGAGGAACUUUACGGCGGUGGUCCUGGAGGAGGUGGUGGCGGCGGCGCUGGAAUUGGCGGUGGCCAUGAUGAUGUCAGAUCACCCAUCGCCAGAACCACCGAGACGCUGGUUGGAGGUUACGACGGUGACGAUGGUAUGGACAUGGACACCAUCAUCCGGGCACAAAUGAGACAGAGAGAAGCCGCCAGGGCAGCUCGAGCUGGUGGUGGAAACCCCUUUGCUCAUAACCUGUCCAUUUGGGAUGAUGACAGCCCAGCUGCCGCCCAGCCCGCCCAACCCGCUGCAACGGAAGGCGGCACGCGAGCCCAGAGACUGGCAGAGCUGUUUCGGCCGCCCUACGACAUCAUGUCCAGACUGGAGUGGGACGAGGCGAGACAGGAGGGCAAGGACGAGAAGAAGUGGAUUCUGGUUAACCUCCAGGACAUGAGCGACUUCAACUGCCAAGCCUUGAAUCGGGAUAUUUGGAAAGAUGCGGCUAUCAGGAGGCUAUUGGACGAUGCCUUCAUCUUCCUGCAGUACGACAAGGACGCCAUGGCAGCACAGCAGUACAUCAACUUUUACUUCCACGGCACCGGCCACGAGAACCCCGACAACUAUCCGCAUGUCGCUAUCAUCGAUCCGAGAACGGGAGAGCAGGUCAAGGUCUGGAGUGGAAGACCGUUCCCCAGCGCAUCUGACUUCCACGCGCAGCUGGCCGAGUUCCUGGACCGCUAUAGCUUGGCGGCGAACAGCAAGAACCCCGUAGUGGAUCAAGCAGCGCCACGCCCCAAGACCGUCGAUGUCGACCGAAUGACGGAGGACGAAAUGCUCGAGAUGGCAUUGCAGAACAGUCUUGCGGCGUCCAACGGCGGUAGCAGCAGCAGCUCCAAGCCCAAGACGAGCGUAUUCGAUCCCGAUGCGCUGACCAAGUCAGACUCGUCCAGUGGCCGAGGCCAGGGCAUUUCCCCAGUCGAAGAGGCAGCAGGCGGCAUUACCCCCCCUGCUGAGCCGGCAGCAGCGCAGAGCGCCUGGGCCAAGAUCGCGAGCGACAAGCCGCACACGGAGCCAGAGAACAACCCGGCAACGACGACGAGGAUACAAUUCCGACACCCUACUGGACGUGUUAUCCGUCGGUUCAAUCUGGACGACCCGGUCAGACGCAUCUAUGAGUGGCUCAAGGCUGAGCCCCUCGAGGGCAAGGAAGGGGUUGAGGUUGAAUUGAAGCGUAUGCCGCAGGGCCAAGACUUGAGCGACGGGUUGGACACGACCAUCAUGGAAGCCGGCCUCAAGAACGGCACCGUAAUGAUUGAGUUCAUUGAGGACUAGAAGCGUCGGUUACGGGCAAGGUGCAUUUAUUCAAGCAGGGCCAGGGCCAGGGCAUGGCCGAUAGAAUCGGAACUGGACAGGCGGAAGGAAGCCUUCUUUCAACAUUGUUCGUUUGGGCUCUUCUCAUACAUACCACGAUAUCCGGCGAGGGCAGGCAGGCAGGCAUGGAAGGACGUAGUUUAUCGAGGACCACGGGUAGCUCAACAGAGUCAAACAGCGGGCCGGAAGAUUUGGACGGCCAUCCACCGUAGGUAGACGUUUGUUAACACAGAGACGGCAUCAAUAGACAGGG